AUGGAGACCCGACUUGUUAUAGUUUUAUUGUUCCUGGUUUCGAUAGCGUCAGCUGGAUUGAUUCAAAGAAGAGUAAAAAGACAAUGGGGAGGCUGGGAAGGAGGUCCAGGAGGAUGGCAGCAACCGGGAUGGCAGCAGCACAAUUGGAACAACAAUAUGAACAGAAACAAGAUAGCAGCACAACAGCAGCAGUAUAAUUGUCAAACAUCUGGAAUCAACCUCAUCGGACUUCCAAUUAGCAGUUACAACUGCCAAAAUUCAGGAAUGUCGGCUCGAGUUAAUACUUUACAACAGAGUCAACAAAAUCAGGGAAUGCUUCAAGGACCGCUUGGAGGAAUCGGAGGGUUAUUGAACAAUUUCAUGGGAUGA
Messenger RNA from Caenorhabditis briggsae, 369 nucleotides. NCBI's taxonomy places the organism in Eukaryota, Metazoa, Nematoda, Chromadorea, Rhabditida, Rhabditidae. The coding region runs from base 1 to 369 and encodes 122 amino acids. The record is from RefSeq and is a predicted model, not a curated record. The transcript has 3 exons.